CCGGAAGUUGUUGGCUCUUUCUGUCACUGCAGCUGCAGCGAGCAUAGCUUGCUCCUCACAGGCUAACGCGUCUCUCGACGUGUUUUCGUCGUUUGUCAUAGAAAGGAGGAUUGUGAAAAUUCUCGAAAUGGACGAAAAAGCAAGCCGACGCGUCCAGGGGAAUGGCUGUCAACGGCAUAGCCUCUGAAGAGGGAGAUAAGCUAACGCUAAGAAACCCGGAAGUGCUGGUGAAGCCACCAGCAGCCACAAACACAAUGAGUGCCAAAUAUGGCCUGGUGGGCUACAACAGUUCGCGGAAGCAUAUUUCCAUUUCCAUCCCGUCGUCCACGGAGGUGAUGUCACCCCACAUCAAGUCUGUGGAGGAGUUAAGGGUCCUGGGAAUCAACCUGAGCAGCUUUAGUCCCCCAAUACAGUUCUUCAUCUGUGUGGCUGGAGUCUUCCUCUUUUACCUCAUCUAUGGAUACCUGCAGGAGUUGAUAUUUUCUGUGGAAGGCUUCAAGCCUUUUGGUUGGUACCUCACUCUGGUCCAGUUUGGCUUCUACUCCACGUUUGGACUGGUGGAGCUCCAGCUAACACAGGACAAACGCAGAAGGAUACCAGGGAAGACGUAUAUGAUCAUUGCAUUUUUAACAGUGGGCACCAUGGGCCUGUCCAAUACCUCGCUGGGAUACUUGAACUACCCGACACAGGUCAUCUUCAAGUGCUGUAAACUCAUCCCAGUCAUGAUUGGAGGAGUGUUUAUACAAGGUAAACGCUAUAAUCUGGCUGAUGUGUCUGCUGCUCUUUGUAUGAGUCUGGGACUUAUCUGGUUUACGCUAGCUGACAGCAAAGUGGCCCCAAACUUCAACGUCACAGGUGUUCUCCUAAUCUCCCUGGCGUUGUGCGCAGAUGCAGCAAUUGGAAAUGUGCAGGAGAAAGCCAUGAAACUCCAUAACGGCUCCAACUCUGAAAUGGUGCUGUACUCUUACUCCAUUGGAUUUGUCUACAUACUGACAGGCCUGCUUUGUGUGGGGGGGCUUGGUCCUGCAGUGGCCUUCUGCUCAGAGCAUCCUGUGAAGACAUAUGGUUAUGCGUUCUUCUUCUCUCUUACGGGUUAUUUUGGCAUCUCCUUCGUGCUGGCCUUGAUCAAGCUGUUUGGCGCCCUGGUUGCAGUAACAGUGACCACUGGGAGAAAGGCCAUGACUAUCGUACUUUCCUUCAUGUUCUUUGCAAAACCUUUCACUUUUCAGUACGUCUGGGGCGGCCUUCUGGUGCUCUUCGGCAUCUUCUUGAAUGUUUACAGUAAAAACAAAGACAAAAUGAGGCUUCCCUCCAUCAAGGACCUCAGGAGUUUGCUGCUGACAGGAAAGAAAGUCCGAUUUCUUUCACAGAACGUCUAGAAGGCACCCACGGGCGUAGCUGAAGACCUGAGCCAGCGGAGCAUGCCUCUGUUCAGAUGUAGAGUUGGCCUGGUUGCCUUGGGGAUACGCUGAAACGUAUGCCCGAGCUAUGAGCCUCAUCAACACUAACACUGAUUGAAGGAGGGCUGAAUGGGGCUGAAACACCAGUCAGCUUCAGAAACAGCACAGGUAGCAACGGUGCUGGAGUUUCCUGUACACAACUUGUGUACAACUCGACUGAAAAGCACUCAAACUGUCUAAAACAAACUGAAGGAGCAGUAACAAUGUUUUACAAGUGGAUCAGUGCUUGUAGGCUCUUUUAAUGGAAAGCUACAGAGCCCUAAGAAACAUUCCCAACAUUGACAAAGACACUGAGGACCUUAAAGACUCUCUAAAGGGAAGCCAGCGCCUUAGCUUACCAAAUCGCACAGUUUUGCACUGGAAAUGACGUGACACUUGAACCUAUGAGUGGUUGGAAAAAAACUGAAGGAGAGAGCACAGGGCGACGUGUUAACUAUGAUUUCUGACAUGAAUGUUGGUCACCUACCUAAGAGAAAAAAAGACCCAAGGCAUAUCUGCCCCCUCAUGUGCCAGUAAGACAGAACAGAACUUUGUUUCACUUAAUCAGUGUCCUGGUAAAGUUUCAUAGUUUAUCUGUAAUUUAUGACUAAGCCCUGAUUCAUGAAAACGUGAGAUCUGUGUGAUUGUUUGGUGACGUUUUGGGAAAAUCGGAGACAUUUGCUACCCUGUACAUCAAAACAUGAAAUGGUCAGCUGCCAUAAUUUGCUAACCAUGUAUCUGGGUGGAAGGGAACCACUCUUUUUACAUUAAAACAAACUGAGAGCUCU
This is a messenger RNA of Cheilinus undulatus (humphead wrasse), 2227 nucleotides long. RefSeq names its product solute carrier family 35 member B3 (gene slc35b3). Gene Ontology annotation, molecular function: 3'-phosphoadenosine 5'-phosphosulfate transmembrane transporter activity. Gene Ontology annotation, biological process: transmembrane transport. The coding region runs from base 162 to 1379 and encodes 405 amino acids. The record is from RefSeq and is a predicted model, not a curated record. Gene Ontology annotation, cellular component: endoplasmic reticulum membrane; Golgi membrane. The transcript is spliced from 10 exons. Lineage: Eukaryota; Metazoa; Chordata; Actinopteri; Labriformes; Labridae.